CUGUCCUACAUAUCACCACAACUUGCUUGACCAUAUCAACGGACAGUGGAUCAGUACUGAAAAUGGGAAAGGUAAGAUUAUGUCACAAAAUGAUUAAUAUCUUACUGCAGAGGAAUUAUUUGUUAAAUUACAAACCAAGAGUUAAUAAUUCAAAGACAUGCUUUCAAUAAAAACAUAGGGACAUAGUAAAAUGGCUGCCAUUAACUGUCACUAUUAACAGCUGAUAGUCUGAAGUGGCUAAAAAUCGCCAUAAUAUUUCUAGCCUUGUAGCUAAAUUUUAGUAACACUUUCACUAAUAGCAGCUGCUGCGGCAGGUAUCAACCAGUCUUAUAUUAGUCUCUUGCUGGUAAAGCAAAGAAACACAUACCAGUAAAUUCACACUAGCUUCUUUAUGAACAGUAGUGACAGGUGAGAUUUAGCUGUCUUUAACCACUUUACUCCAAGCUAGAGGUAAUGGGAGCCACUAGUGACUACUUAGUGACUUGUGAAACUUCUCGGUCAGGAACUGCUCGUGAGGAUUUGCAACAUGCUACAAAGUAUUGACAAAAUUGCGAGAAGAUGUGAGUGGAUAAAAAGUUUAAAAAUGUAGGUAAAAUAACAGAAAAAAAAAUACUAUUCUUACUUCUUUCUGUACCUAUAUCUAGGUUCAGUUUAAAAGAAACCUUUUUUUUUUUCAUCUAUCUGCAGUUUAUUACUAAAGAAGUUCACUAUUAACUUUAACUUUCACUUUCCACUGGGAUAAAUCAUGAAAUUAGCCCUGGAACUUAGUUUGAGAUUGGUAAUAUUGAGUAUACCAAUCUCAAACUUAACGGACAUUAGAUAGCUAAUAUAAUGCUGGCUGCAGUAAGGGGGGAUAAUAGGAGCAUGGCAUUUCAGUAAUAUGAUUUAAAUUACUGCUAUGCCCCAGAUGUGUCUCACUCCCUGUCCCAACCUCUUUUUCUCUUGGUACCUGCCAAAGGACACGAGUAUGGAAAUAGAUGAAUGCGCUGCAAAACAAAAGAAGAAUACAUUACUUUAUAACCUAAUAUAUACAGUAAUCAAAUCAGCAUUACAUUAUAUUUGGCAAUAAACAGCACAAUGGGCUUUUCAUGUUAUAAUUGUAAAUCCAAAGCCCCAGAAUUAAACCCAUCGUCAUAGCUUUAGUGAUUAUAUCAUAUAUACAUUUGUGUAAUAGUCGAGCCCUUGUGAUCCUUGUUAUUUAUUAUGUUUGAUGCACUGCUGGCAACUAAAAAAAAUGUAUAAUAUAUAUUAAAAUUUAUAUAUAUAUUCUAAUGUGUAAUUCCAUUCAUAGAUUGUCUUCUACGAGGAUCGUAACUUUCAGGGACGCUCUUAUGAGUGCAGCUCUGAAUGUCAAGAUUUGACCUCAUAUUUUAAUCGUUGCAAUUCCAUCCGAGUGGAAAGUGGAAACUGGAUCCUGUAUGAGCACCCAAACUAUAGAGGACACCAGUAUUACCUUAGCAGGGGAGAAUAUCCUAAUUUCCAGAAAUGGAUGGGUUUCAAUGAUUCCAUCAGAUCUUGUCGUGUUAGCCCACAGGUAAAUAUUUUUACCAGAGCAGUUAAGAAUUUUACAAAAAUAUUUUUAAAGAUGCACCCCCAAAAGAGCAUUCUUGGUUCCAAUCUAUGAUUAAUAAAGGUAUAACUUUUGAAAUUAUAACCUUGUUUAUUUGAAAAACAUUUUUAAAUGUAUGUAUGUAAUGUUUUCUUAAUCAACUAAGUCAGCACUUACUUUCAUGGCCACAAGAGGGUCAGUGUCAAAAUUAAAAAACUCUCGGUGUAGGUUCUAGAUAUUCACAUGAAAUUAUGCAAGACUUUGUCAUACUAUCCGUGAAUUAUAAAUAUUUUUUAAUCUCAUAAAGCACCAUGGAUCAUUCAGAGUGAAGGUCUAUGAGAGGGAUGAUUUCAGAGGUCAGAUGAUGGAGUUCACUGAAGAUUGUCCUAAUACUCAUGAAAGAUUCCAUUACCAUGACAUCAACUCCUGCCAGGUGCUUGAUGGUUACUGGAUGUUCUAUGAGGAGCCAAAUUUUAGGGGCCGCCAGUAUUACCUGAAACCUGGAGAGUACAGAAGAUAUUCUGACUGGGGUGCCAUGAACCCAAGAAUUGGCUCAUUCAGGAGACUCCACCAUUUCUAAUAUGUUAUAUUAAUUGAUGAUAUUACAUGUUAUUUAUAAUUCAAUAAACAAAUUAAACAGUUA
Messenger RNA from Pelobates cultripes (western spadefoot toad), 2192 nucleotides. The record is from the annotation of a GenBank genome assembly. NCBI's taxonomy places the organism in Eukaryota, Metazoa, Chordata, Amphibia, Anura, Pelobatidae.